AUGAUCCGCGUCGCCAAGCCAAAGAACGCACGCUCCAAGCGCGCUCUCGACAAGCGCCAGGCGCGCGAGUUCGAGGCCGCCAAGACGGCGGUGUUUGUCAAGGGCCCGCACUCGUCGGCGCGGCUCAACAUUGCGCUCACCGAGCUCAACCUGCUCAAGAAGCCGGACAGCAUCGCGUUCAACAAGAAGAACGAGGCGCUGCCCUUCGAGGACACGUCGUCGUUCGAGUUCUGGAGCGCCAAGAACGACGCGUCGCUCUUCAUGUUUGGCAACUCGCAGAAGAAGAGGCCGGACAAUCUCACAUGGAUCCGCAUGUUUGACGGGCAGGUGCUCGACAUGCUCGAGAUGGGCGUCGUCGACGCAAAGAGCAUCAACGACUUUAAGGGCGUCGCGCGCCCAGGCGUGGGGAUGAGGCCGCUCUUCCACUUUAGCGGGCCGCAGUUUACGACGCCCACGGAUGCGACGACGAGCAUGAUUGCAGGUGCCGAGGCGACAGAACACGACCCCACGGGUGCCUACCAGCAGUUCAAGAACAUGCUGCUCGACUUCUACCGCGGCGAGGAGCUCAAGACCAACCAGAUCGCGCUCUCGGGUCUGCAGCAUGUCAUCUGCGUCACCGCCGCACCCACCUCCGAGUCCAAUGCCAAGACCAGCACAACUUCGUCCGGAGGCGAUACGCUCGCGGAUCUGUACAAGGCGGCAGGUCUCACGCCCAACGGAACCGUCAUGACUCCGUCCACAUCCGCCGUCGUCACGUCGCCCGCCAACACGCUGAUUCACUUCCGCGUGUAUACGGUGCAGCUGCUUGCCAGCGGCUCCAAGACGCCGCGUGUGGAGCUGCAGGAGUGCGGACCGUCGUUCGACUUCCAGCUGCGCCGCCGCCGACCUGCGUCGAUCGACAUGCUCAACCAGGCGCUGCGUCGACCCAAGACGCAGGCCGAGAAGAACCGCCAGGGCAAGGAGGGUGCCAAGAAGAACGUCGAGACCGACGACAUGGGCGAUACCGUCGGUCGCAUCCACCUGGGCAAGCAGGAUCUCUCCGGCCUGCAGACCAGGAAGAUGAAGGGUCUCAAGAAACACCUCGACCCCACCGCCAGCAGCGACGACGAAGACGACGACGAGAGCGAGCCCGCUUUCAGCGGUUCCGACGAUGAGGAGCUCGAGAUGGACGACAUGACCAUGCACAGCAACGACGAGGAUGAGGACGACAUGGAAGACGACGACGAGGACGACGAGGAGCAACAGACACCGCCCAAGAAGAGGAGGUCGUAG
Molecule: messenger RNA, 1272 nt
Organism: Moesziomyces antarcticus
Lineage: Eukaryota; Fungi; Basidiomycota; Ustilaginomycetes; Ustilaginales; Ustilaginaceae
Product: brix-domain-containing protein
Exons: 1
Coding region: 1-1272 (423 amino acids)
Biological process (GO): maturation of LSU-rRNA from tricistronic rRNA transcript (SSU-rRNA, 5.8S rRNA, LSU-rRNA); ribosomal large subunit assembly
Cellular component (GO): nucleolus
Molecular function (GO): rRNA binding
Source: RefSeq, a predicted model, not a curated record